AUUCCUGUGGACAUCGUCGAGAUUGACUUCUCCAUCUGGUCGUCGGUUAUUGCUGGCGUUAAUGAUGUCGUUCAGAGCAAAUCGAUUUUCGAUAUUGUUAUAUUUAAUGCCGGUACAAUGUUUCCCGAUGAAUCAUCGACAGUGGACGGGGUUGAGACAUGCUUCCAGGUAAACGUGCUGGGCCACAUGUAUUUGGCAGAUGUGCUGAUUAAAUGCCGUCCGCUAAAGCACCAAAUCCAUUUCGUAUGUGUCUCAUCGGCUUUAUUCAAGCUUUGCGGUGCUACAUGGCCUCGUUGGCGUGUACCUAAAGAAGCUGAUGAAUGGCUUGAAGCGUUCCGACCACGAGUGAGAUCCGGCUGGAGAGCUUAUGCUCUCAGCAAAUUCGCUAUCACUCUGUUGGCAUCACGUCUGAAUCGUGUUGAUGGUGUGACUGCGGUGGCUGUGAAUCCAGGAAACGCCGUCACUAACGUCUCCCGAAAUAUGCCCAAUCGCCAUCGACGAUUUCUUGCCGUUUUCAAGAAGACGCUGAUCAGCGUGGAAGAAGCCGCUGCCAACGUGCUCCGAGCCUGUCUCCAUCCACUUCCACAUGGCAAGUUCUAUGACCAAGCAAAGAAGUCGUCUCUUCCAAAAGCGUUGACAUCCGAACGAUACAUGCACAAUCUCAACCAACUAUCGCAGCAUCUCGUGCUGAGCAUUUCCGAAAACUAA
This is a messenger RNA of Cooperia oncophora, 708 nucleotides long. The record is from the annotation of a GenBank genome assembly. NCBI's taxonomy places the organism in Eukaryota, Metazoa, Nematoda, Chromadorea, Rhabditida, Trichostrongylidae.